AUGUUCAGCGUGCCGCGCUUCGACGCCGGCGCCUCGGCCGCCUCGGCGCAGGGCCACGCCGCUGCGCCUGGCGCCUCUGCGCCCGACGCCGCCCUCUCGGCGCUCAAUGCGCGCAUCGCCGCCAAGCGCGCCGCCGCUCCGCCGCGAGCCGGCGCUGCUGCUGGGCCCAGUGUCGCCGCUGCACCCGCGCCGGUGCUGGGUACGGGCCUUGCCAUCCACCCGUCGCGUCUCGCGGCCGCGCCGCUGCUGCGUGCGUCGGCAAACAAGGCGCGCACGGCAGCCGGCGUCGCGGCGCCGCGCACAAAGGCAAAGGAGCGCUACCUGCGCGGCAAGAAGGAGCGCCGCAAGCUCAAGAGCAAGGCCGCUGCACAGACGAGCAGCGCCGCACGGCCUGCCAAGAAGGCACGGCGAGCAGCCAGCGACGCAGCGCAGGCGCCGCAGCCCGCAGCGAAUGAGCCGCCAAUCGCUGCACCAGCACAGCCAGUAGCUGCAGUGUCAGCCAGCGCCUCGUCCUCUGCAUCUUCCUCUGCUUCGUCGUCCGCCUCUUCCUCACGGGCCUCGACUCCGGCUCACGACGAUGAGGACGCGAGCGCCACGCCGAAGGAUGCGGCCGAGCCGCCUCAGGCGCUCAUGCGCUUUCCCGAGCCGCACGCCACCUUUGUGCCCGACCAGGAGCGGCUGGCCGCACAGGGCCUGCCGCAAGGCCUGCGCGAUGCGACCAUCGUCGAUCCGGCGCACCGCGGCACGCUCGAUGCGGACGACGCGGACGGCGAGGCGCACGGGUUCCCGGUCGGGCCGGAGAUGAAGCGUAGACUUGCGGAGCUCGGCGUCAAGGACUGGUUCGCUGUCCAGACCGCUGUGCUCCCACUGCUGCUCGCCGACGACGCCGUUUCCACCUCGCUGUACCCAUCGCACCCGGCACGCGACCUGUGCGUGUCUGCCCCGACGGGCUCGGGCAAGACGCUGGCGUAUGCGGUGCCGCUCGUCGUGCGGCUGCGCGCACGUAUCAUUCCGGCGGUACGCGCGCUCGUGGUGCUGCCCACGCGCGAUCUCGUCACGCAGGUGCUCGCCACGUUCGACCGGCUGUGCCGCGGCACGCCGCUGCGCACCGCUGCGCUCGGACUUGGCAGCUUCGCCAGCGAGGCAAAGGCGCUGGGCGAGAGCGUCGACAUUGUCGUGGCCACGCCUGGCCGUCUGGUCGACCACCUCAACGCCACGUCCGGCUUCACCCUGCAGCACCUGCGCUGGCUGGUGAUCGACGAGGCAGACCGGCUGCUGGCCCAGAGCUUUCAGAGCUGGCUGCCACGGCUGCUCGGCGCGCUGGAGCCGGCGCAGAAGGACUGUGACUCCGCUGUGCUGGCUCCGGCGUGGCUGCGCCAAGAAGCGGCGGGCCGCGGCAUGCCACACGUCCAGAAGCUGCUCUUCUCCGCGACGCUCACGCGCGAUCCAGCCAAGAUUGCUGCGCUGGAGCUGCGCCAGGCGCGCUUCAUCUCCGUGCGCAGCGCAGCGGACGGCAGCCGCACGCACACGAUCGAUGCCGCCGACGAUUUUGCGCUGCCGGCCACGCUGCGCGAGCACAUGGCCGUCGUGGCGCCGGCGGACAAGCCGCUCGUGCUGCUCUCGCUGCUGUACACGCGCGAGGCGCCGCUGCGCCGCGUGCUCGUCUUUACCAAGAGCGUCGAGAGCUCGGGCCGGCUGCUGAAGCUGCUGCAGUUCUUUGCCGCGCAGUGGGCAGGGCCGGCGGUCAGCGCCGAGGAGUACUCGAGCGACCUGACGCCGCACCUGCGCGCGCGCGUGCUGGCGCGGUUUAAGCGCGGCGAGAUCGACGUCCUCAUUGCAUCGGACCUGAUCUCGCGCGGCAUGGACCUGCCGCACGUCGACCACGUGCUAUCCUACGACGCGCCCGUCGACAUGGCCAAGUACGUCCACCGCGUCGGACGCACGGCGCGUGCGGGCCGCGAGGGCGACGCCUGGACGCUCGUCGAGAAGCAGGAGGCGCGCUACUUUCGCGCAAUGCUCGAGCGGAGCGCGCGCAAGGCCAAGGUCAAGAAGCUGCCGGCGCUGGAGGAUGAC
This is a messenger RNA of Tilletiopsis washingtonensis, 2073 nucleotides long. RefSeq names its product DEAD-domain-containing protein. Gene Ontology annotation, cellular component: nucleus. The record is from RefSeq and is a predicted model, not a curated record. Gene Ontology annotation, molecular function: nucleic acid binding; ATP binding. The annotation marks the transcript as partial. The transcript is spliced from 5 exons. NCBI's taxonomy places the organism in Eukaryota, Fungi, Basidiomycota, Exobasidiomycetes, Entylomatales.